Papaver somniferum (opium poppy) is the source of this 1440-nucleotide messenger RNA. RefSeq names its product meiotic recombination protein SPO11-2-like. Gene Ontology annotation, cellular component: nuclear chromosome. The transcript is spliced from 9 exons. The coding region runs from base 151 to 1257 and encodes 368 amino acids. Gene Ontology annotation, molecular function: DNA binding; ATP binding; DNA topoisomerase type II (double strand cut, ATP-hydrolyzing) activity. Gene Ontology annotation, biological process: meiotic DNA double-strand break formation; meiotic DNA double-strand break processing; reciprocal meiotic recombination. The record is from RefSeq and is a predicted model, not a curated record. NCBI's taxonomy places the organism in Eukaryota, Viridiplantae, Streptophyta, Magnoliopsida, Ranunculales, Papaveraceae.
ACUAUCUUCCCUACUCGGAGAACAAAUAUACACUGCCGCUUCAGAAAACCUUCCAAAAUCAUUUCUUCAUCUUCUUCCCUUUAAAAAAUCUUCAUCCUCUUUCUCUUUCCCGCGUAAAUCUCUAGCCAAUCUUCUUUCAGAUAUCACAAAAUGUCAGAUCUGAUGAAAUCGUCGUUAUUCCACUCACACCAACACCUCUGUCACGCAGAAAUCCUCACACCAGCAGAAGUUAAAGCAAGAAUCGAAGUAGCAGUACUCAAUUUCCUCAGAAUCUUAAAUUCACCAACAUCUCCAGCCAUAUCUGAUCUCCCAUUGAUACAACGAAGCUCGAAAAACAGCCGAGUCAGUCGUGGAUUAUUAACUGAUGAAUCGUCGAUCUUUCUUUCUCAUUCUUUUACUACGAGAUCGCUUAUGAAACCUAGUUCUGCUAAAGCCUUCGUCAGAGUGUGGAAAGUGAUGGAGAUGUGUUAUCAGUUACUGAUGAAGGAGAAGAGAGUUACACAGAGAGAGCUUUUCUAUAAAUUGUUAUGUGAUUCGCCUGAAUUUUUUACUUCUCAAUUAGAGGUUAAUCGAUCUAUUCAAGAUGUUGUUGCGCUGCUUCGAUGUAGUAGGCAUAGUCUUGGAAUCAUGGCGUCGAGUCGAGGACUUGUUGCUGGACGUUUGAUGAUUCAAGAGCCAAACAAAGAAGUAGUGGAUUGUUCAAUGUGUGGGUCGUCUGGGUAUGCGAUUACUGGGGAUUUGAGUUUGUUAGAGAAGAUGAGUAUUAGAUCUGAUGCGAGAUACAUUAUCGUUGUCGAAAAGCAUGCUAUAUUUCAGAGGCUAGCCGAGGACCGGAUAUUCAAUCAGAUUCCAAGCAUACUUAUUACUGCCAAAGGGUAUCCAGACAUCGCUACGAGGUUUCUUCUGCAUCGGCUCAGCCGAGCUUUCCCAAAUUUGCCAAUCUUUGCACUGGUUGACUGGAAUCCUGCAGGGCUAGCUAUACUCGGCACCUUCAAGUUUGGAAGUAUAGGGAUGGGUUUGGAGGCAUACAAAUAUGCUUGUAAUGUUAAAUGGCUGGGAGUCCGAGGGAACGAUUUACAGCUCAUACCUGAAGAAUCCUACGUUGCACUGAAGCCACGUGAUCUGCAGAUAGCUAAAAGCUUGAUGUCCUGUGACAUGUUGCAGGAUUCUUACAGAGAGGAACUGGCAAGGAUGGUGCAGAGUGGUAAAAGAGCAGAAAUUGAAGCCCUCUAUUUCAAUGGAUAUGACUUCCUGUGAAAGUACAUUGCAAGAAAAAUUGUCCAAGCAGACUAUAUCUAAUAAGCUGUAACUAAGUUAUUAUUCCAUCCUUGUUACACAAUGCUGUCCACUGUUAUUCCAUCCUUGUUUCUAUUCCGAACAAAGUUACAGGGAUGUGCCAUGUUGAAAUAUCGAAUGACAGGUAUAGAUAAAUUUAGACAA